CUUUCCUCUUCUUCUUCAUCUAAUCACUCUCCUCUCCUCUCUUCCUCUUCGGCGAGUUUCUUCAUCUCUCUCCCCUUUUCCUCUCCGGCGACGCCUUUCCACCGGCGAGUUUUUUCUCCGGCGAACCUCCAAGAAAUCUGAAAGAUGAAUUCAUCACAAGGAGAACCAUCUACCCAAAAAGAAAAAAAAAUUAAAGCUACGUGGGAUGCAACGUUGCUUAAAAUUUUUUGCGAAAUAUGUGUUGAAGAGGUCAAUGCCGGGAACCGACCUAAUACUCAUUUGAAUAGAAUUGGAUGACAAAAUGUGGUUAAUAAAUUUAGAGAGAAAGCAAAUAGAGCUUAUGACAAAAUACAAUUGAAAAAUAAAUGGGAUUCUCUUAGAAGGGAUUGGGUUAUAUGGAUGCAAUUAGUCGGUAAAGAGACAGGAUUAGGAUGGAAUCAUGCAAGGGGUACCAUUGAUGCCAGUCUUGAAUGGUGGGAGGAGAAAUUAAAGGUACUACCUGAAGCUGCAAAGUUUCGUGACACGGGGUUGGAGAAUGCUGCACUACUACAAGUUAUGUUUUCGAAAACCGUUGCUUUAUGUGACACGGCAUGGACACCGGCUUUAGGGACAAUGCCUCCCGAUCCAUUUCGUUCACGUGAUUUAGAGGAAGGUAGUGGAGACUCAGGUGACGACAUCAAUGUGGCAGCUAUAAAUCUUGAACCCGGUGAUUCUGAGGUUACUCCUUUAAGUGAUAAAGGAAAAAAAAGAGUAAGAGAUAGUUAGGAAAAAAAAAAAAACAAGAAAGAUAGAAUUGGAUCAGCUGCUUAUAUGCAACAACAAUUAUCACGUAUAUGCGAUGCAGUCGAGAGCUUUAAUUCUCAAAGUAGCCGUUCAGUCACAUCUAGGAGCUCGACCUAUAGUUUAAGAUUGUAUGGCUUUGUUGAUGACGAUGAAUGAAAUUACACGAAUGAGUGCACUUUAUAUGUUUGCCAUUCGCUUAUUUAAAAAAUCGAUUAAUCGAGAGGUAUUCAUAGACUUGAAGGAACCGGAAGUGCGACUCGCGUGGCUAAAGGAUGAAUUUGAAGAAUAUACGGCGACAAAGAAACCAGCAACUUAGGAUGUUUUUCAUUAGUAUUCUGUUGUUGUACUAGUAAUAUUGUUUUAACAUUAAUGUGUGUUAUUGUGUGUUUGUUGUGCUCUAAUAUGCAACAUUGUUAGUAAUUUUAUGUUGUUGUGUGUUUGUUAUGCUUUUUAAUAGAAUGUUGUAUGCUACUGUAUUAAUAAUAUUAUGCUUUCUAAUA
Messenger RNA from Ananas comosus (pineapple), 1283 nucleotides. RefSeq lists its product as uncharacterized. Bases 400 to 765 code for a protein of 121 amino acids. The transcript is spliced from 3 exons. The record is from RefSeq and is a predicted model, not a curated record. Lineage: Eukaryota; Viridiplantae; Streptophyta; Magnoliopsida; Poales; Bromeliaceae.